Staurois parvus is the source of this 345-nucleotide messenger RNA. Lineage: Eukaryota; Metazoa; Chordata; Amphibia; Anura; Ranidae. The record is from the annotation of a GenBank genome assembly.
UGGUCUCCCCAGACCCUGCAUUCACUAUAUCUGGUCUCCCAGGACCCUGCAUUCACUAUAUCUGGUCUCCCAGGACCCUGCAUUCACUAUAUCUGGUCUCCCCAGACCCUGAAUUCACUAUAUCUGGUCUCCCCGGACCCUGCAUUCACUCUAUCUGGUCUCCCCAGACCCUGCAUUCACUAUAUCUGGUCUCCCCGGACCCAGCAUUUACUAUAUCUGGUCUCCCGCAGUACACACAACAUGGAAAUGCACUCUCUCAAGGAAAAAGAAACCUCUCUAGCAAUACACACCACACUGAGCAUGGGCAUGUGGCUACGGGUUCAGUCUGUCUUAUCAGGAGAUAAG